Molecule: messenger RNA, 1341 nt
Organism: Peniophora sp. CBMAI 1063
Lineage: Eukaryota; Fungi; Basidiomycota; Agaricomycetes; Russulales; Peniophoraceae
Source: the annotation of a GenBank genome assembly
AUGAUCCCUCUUGCGGACAGCGUUCUGGACGGCGAGAUCAGUGAACCAACGCCGGAAGACUUCGCCAACCUCAUCCGCGCAUGCGCUCUUUCGGGAGCUGCACUUGACCCCACUACUCAGCUAGAGGUCGUUAUGAAUGCCGUCUCAGAUAUCCAAGCUUCUAUGCGUUGGCUCAAACCCAUAUCUCGGACUCUCGAGCGCAGGUCCCAAAUGCUUAUUGCCCGAAAGCAUUCGCAUGAGAACAACGCCUUGCCUGUGUCACGCCUACCCGAGGAGAUCCUCCGCAUCAUCUUCGAGUACGAUGCAGAAACCGAGGAUACCUGGAGCUCCUUCGAAGAUUCGGGCUGGAGGCGGCGUCUAGGUUCAGUGUGUCGACGCUGGCGCACGGUCGUCUUUCAACACUCUACACUGUGGGCUAAAGACCUCUUCGCACUGGACAACGACAAGGCCAUAGAUAUAUUGCCCCUAACGAAGAACUCGCUACUCAAUAUGGACCUUCUGUAUCCACGCAAGGUCAAUUGGAAGGACCCGGAUCAUGCCUUGACUCGAUCUAUCCCUCGUGCUUGGAGACUUUCGCUCCCUAUCGGAUAUAUAGACGAUCUUGAGGACCUCAUGGAGUAUAUAUUGUCUGCGACACCCCUCCCUCAUCUUCGAACGCUUCGACUUUGCUGUGAUGCCAACGACGAGGUUACGCCAACAAGGCAUAGAACUAUCGCGGAUCAUCCCAAUCUGAGCUUUUUGCAUCUCCGCAAUCUCUACAUGCGGCCACCCUUGCAGAGCGCGCUCACGACCCUCGAAAUCGAGUUCGAGUGGGAUGAAGACGAGCCUUGGGCAACGGAGCGACCUUCCCUGGGCGCAAUUCUCGAAGCCCUAUCGCAGAGCAAAGCCACGUUACAACAUCUACGGUUACAUAACUCGUUCAUCCGCACGAAUGGCGUCCCAGGAAUAGCCCAGCGCAUCUCCCUCCCUCGCUUGUUAUCGCUCGAUCUGGUACAUGAAGCCGAUUUAUCUGCAAAGCUGAUGGACUUCCUCUGGGUCCCAUCUCUCGAAACGGCAUCAAUCUUAUGGUGUAGAGGUGUCCACGUUGAGAACGGUGUGCGCACAUACACGAGUAUGUUGCAUGCUUGGAGGAUGCCUCUUCCAGACACUACAGACGGGUCCCUGCGCAUGACGUUAAGCGAUUAUGCGCUGAGGGAUAUACGCGCUAGACCCCAGCUUUUCGAAUUUGCGUUGGAGGAAAUGAAUAGGAGCUCGACAGGCGCACCUAGGCUAUGCCGUUCAGAGAUGACGAACGUUAGGUGGAAUAUGGGCCAAUACGUCUUCACACGCGAAGUACUAUGA